Messenger RNA from Sceloporus undulatus (fence lizard), 5543 nucleotides. It is a transcript of the gene MAN1B1, whose product is annotated as mannosidase alpha class 1B member 1. Gene Ontology annotation, biological process: N-glycan processing; carbohydrate metabolic process. Gene Ontology annotation, molecular function: calcium ion binding; mannosyl-oligosaccharide 1,2-alpha-mannosidase activity. The record is from RefSeq and is a predicted model, not a curated record. The transcript has 13 exons. Bases 103 to 2121 code for a protein of 672 amino acids. Gene Ontology annotation, cellular component: endoplasmic reticulum; membrane. NCBI's taxonomy places the organism in Eukaryota, Metazoa, Chordata, Lepidosauria, Squamata, Phrynosomatidae.
UCUACGUCCAGCGCCGGAGCGGGAGGAAUGAUGGCGGCUGGCGAAGGCGAAGGCAUACAGAGGGAGGCCUCCGACGCUGCCUCCUGAGGGCCCUCCUCCGCCAUGUACGCGGCCUCCUCCCCUCCGUCCUCGCCGUCCCCGCGGAGGGACUUCGUCUCGGUCUCGCUGAGCCCCGGAGGCGGCUACCAGAACGGCAAGGCCUGGCGGAGGCGCUCCUGCUGGAGGAAAUGGAAGCAGCUCUCCCGUCUCCAACGGAGCUUCAUCCUCUUCACUUUCGCCUUCGUGGCCGUCUGCGGAAUCAUCACUUACGCCAACAUGGCCGAACCCUGGAAAAGCAUGGCCAACCGAUCUUUGGAGGAACAGAAACCCGACCUGGAGAUCCCCGGAUUAAAUCCAGCAAAUAAGGCAAUUCUUCCCAUUCCUAAGAAAGCCGACAGCAACCUCGGAGAUUUCUCGCUUCAAGUAAUCACUCCUUCCCCUAAACCUCCCAAGUUGCCUCCUGCCCGUCGUGGGCCUCCUAUCCUCCAGAUCAGGCCCCCUCGAAAAGAGGCGAGGAUGACUGGGCCGGACAGAGCAGCCAAGCCCAAGGGGGAGCCCAGCCAGGCUGAGAGAGGACACAGAACAGAGAAGUCUGUCAUCAGCUGGAGGGGAGCCGUGAUUGAGCCAGAUCAGGGCACAGAGCUGCCUUCCAGCAAAAUAAAGGAACCGGACAAACUCUCCCCGAUGGAACCUGAAGAACAAAAAGAGCCAGUCCCUCUGAAUGACCGCCAGAUGGCUGUGAUUGAGGCAUUCCGCCACGCCUGGAAGGGCUACAAGGAGUUUGCCUGGGGCCACGAUGAGCUGAAGCCCAUUUCCAAGUCCUUCAAUGAGUGGUUCGGCCUCGGACUGACCCUCAUCGACGCCCUGGACACCAUGUGGAUCAUGGGCUUAAAAGAAGAGUUUGCUGAGGCAAGAAACUGGGUCGCCACCAAACUCAGGUUCGAUAAGAACGUGGACGUCAACCUUUUUGAGAGCGCCAUUCGGAUCCUGGGCGGCCUGCUGAGCACCUACCAUCUCUCUGGGGACAGCCUCUUCCUAGAAAAAGCGAAAGAUAUUGGGAGCAGGCUUAUGCCAGCCUUCAACACCCCUUCGAAGAUUCCCUUCUCAGAUGUCAACAUCGGCCGGGGUACGGCCCACCCGCCUCGCUGGACAUCAGACAGCACCGUGGCUGAAGUCACCAGCAUCCAGCUUGAAUUCAGGGAGCUCUCACGUCUUACUGGGGAAGAGAAAUACCAGAAAGCUGUUGAUGGGGUGAUGAAUCACGUCCACACUCUGGCCGGCAAGAACGACGGGCUGGUGCCCAUGUUCAUCAACACCAACAGCGGGCAGUUCACCCACCUGGGGGUCUACACUCUGGGUGCCCGGGCGGACAGCUACUACGAGUACCUGCUCAAACAGUGGAUCCAGGGAGGCAAGAAGGAGAACGAGCUUUUGGAAGAUUACGUGAAAGGCAUCGAGGGAGUGAAGAUGCACCUUCUCCGGAAAUCCCAACCAAGGAGACUAACUUUUGUUGGAGAGCUUGCUCACGGCCGCUUCAGUGCAAAAAUGGAUCAUCUGGUGUGCUUCUUGCCCGGAGCCCUGGCGCUGGGGGCUCACAACGGCCUCCCCGCUGACCACAUGGCCCUGGCGGUAGAGCUGGCAGAGACGUGCUACCAGAUGUAUGCCCAGGUGGAGACCGGCCUGAGCCCAGAGAUCGUCCACUUCAACAUGCAUGCCCAGAAGGACCGGAAGGAUGUGGAGAUCAAGACGGCCGACAGACACAACCUCCUGCGUCCGGAGACAGUAGAGAGCCUUUUCUACCUGUAUAGAUUCACCGGUGACAAGAAGUACCAGGAUUGGGGCUGGGAGAUCCUGCAGAGCUUCAACAAAUACACACGGGUCCCUACUGGCGGCUACACCUCCAUCAACAACGUCCAGAACCCCAGCAAUCCUGAGCCAAAAGACAAGAUGGAGAGCUUCUUCCUGGGGGAAACGCUCAAGUACUUUUUCCUCCUCUUCUCGGACGACAUCAACUUGAUCAACCUUGACAAGUACGUCUUCAACACGGAGGCUCACCCCCUUCCUAUUUGGCCAUCGGCAUAAAUGAAAGGCGUGGGGCGCCUACCGUUCCCCCCCAAAUCUCAAAUGUGUACCUGCUUGCUGGGGUCUGAAGGGAGGUGCCCAGGAUGGCACAGGUUCGCCUGUUGUGUUGGAAGGGAAGUUUGGAUUGCGGAGGGUGAGUUUUCUGCCUGGCAUGAAGACACUCUGUCUCAUACACACAAACACACUUGUGUCUUACCUCCCUUUGGUGUCUCAGGCACAGAUGCCCACGAAGCCAGUGGUGGGCAAGGAGUAGGUUGCUCCCUGCUUGGCCCACAAGAGAUUUCUAGAAAGAGCAGGGCUUGCCUUGACCCUGUGAGCGCCACUGCGUUUUGCCACGGGAAGUCCCUCUGCUGGGAGACCCUUGGCUUCCCAAAAUCAUUCCGUUGGACAAGCCUGUACUGUGUCUGUAUGGUGGGGGCAUAUAAAAAGGGUGAAACCUAGGUGCCCUCGUUCCACAUUUAAAAUGCCAGGGCUGUGGGCAAAGGCUGUGAUCCUCCAGCAUCAUUCCAAGCACUGGGGCUAGUGCUUUUGGCAGGACGACAACACCACAACACUUUUACCUUUUCAGCAGCCUUAUACCUCUAGCGGCAUGCUAGUUUUGACAGAACACUCUGGACCAUCUUGCAGAAUUUGUAACCCAUUGCAAAUUGUGGAAGAACGCUAGAAGCAUAGAGGUUGCUGGUUUAGGUGGAGAGUAGCAUACAGACCAAUGGGUGUGGGUCACUGCUAUGCCGGCCCCCUGCACCGCCACUUAAUUUAUCUGCAGAAAUGCAGGAAGAUAAUGUGAAAAAAAUUGCAUUCUUGAAAAGAGGUGAAGGAGGGAGGGAGGGGGAAGAUAGCAUACGCAGGAGUUUAUAUACACACAUAUAUGUAUAUGUAAUAUAAAUGAUGUUUUGGCUCAGGUAUUCUAGACUUAACAAGCUGCUUUCUUGAGGCUGCAGGAGACCUGAAUAACGCUGUGGGUCACUGUGGUUUCCAUCCUCUGUAUCAAGACUGAAGUAGUAGCUGAGACAGUUGUUCUUUUGUGGGAAUGGUGUUGGAAUAUAUUGGCUCACAUUUUGCCCUCCCUUGAAGGAGGACUUGUCCUGCCUUGAAAACCAGAAAGAGGUUUUCGGUAUCCAAUUUCAGCAGUGCAAGAGGCCAUCCCUUUUGAGGGAGUUGGGUAGUAAAAAGGCCCUUAGCAGGAAAUAGAUCAAUGCAGAAUGCGUUAUUGAGUCUAUUCUCCUUGACCACUCUGCGUUCAUUUUGGUUGUCUUCAGUCCAGAUGAAUGGAUCAAACACAAAAAGAAGCCCAGUGCCCUGGUGGUUUUGAACUAACAGUGGAGAAAACAAACACUGGGAGGUGCAUUUUUUGAGGUCCGGGGGGGGGGGAGAUUUUGAGGGAGCAGGGCUUCGUUUGUGUCAUGCAUAUGAAUGCAGCUCCUCUUACUGAUUCUGUUGGGAGAAGCACAUCUCCGGAGUGAGAAGCGUACAGUGGCCGCGUUUGCUCCACAGAAGCUUUCCUGGUCUGCUGAGGUGCUUCUCCCGACUGCUUGGUCCGAGGAUCUGCUCUGCAAUAUCCAGUCAUUCUUUGUUAUUUCCCACCGUUUGGACUGUCGGUUGCAUAGCACUACAAGCAAAUAGUUUCUGAGGUUCAUCCUCCAGUUCCUUGUUUCCAAACAGCCCCCACCAUUCAGUCCGUCAUGGAAGUAUUCCCAGUUCAUAUCCUGGAGGGGAGUCUGACCAACUGAGAUGGAGCAGCUUCUAAAUAUAUAUCUAUAUAAGUGUUAGGGGACAGGGGACCAAAUUGGCAGAGUUUUUUCCUUUGCCAGCCUUCUUGGGAAGGAGAAGAGCCACACAAGAGAACGUUUCUGGAGUUGGCACCGGAGAACUGGAAAAUGUUUCUGGGAUUGAACUCCUUGCAGAUAUAUUUUAUUAAUCAUACGUUUGGGGAACUGUGGCAAUAGUUUGUAAGAGAGAGUCUUAUUGCGAGUGGGUACUCAUGGAAGACUGGCUUUGUCUUGAAUGAAAAAAGUGCGUACACCUGUUAAAAGGUCCUCUUAAGCCUCGUGGGUCCAGAAGGCAAGUUUUUCAGAGGCCGCUUGACCAGCGGCCAUGAGUCCGAUUGGUGAUCCAGGAUGCCCAUGGUUCUGGUUUCACUUCUGUCACUGACUUGCUGGGUGGCAGCAACCCUCACCCCCCAAAAAGGACAAGAAAGAUUAUGCUAGCCCUAUCUUCCAGAGUAAUUGUAAAGGUUCUUUUCUUUUUUGUCUCCUCCUGAUGAAACCAUGGACUUUCAGAGAAAUUUAUGAUAUAACAAUUGUUUUCAGUGACAUCUCUGUUUACUCUUGCAAAUUGGGCUGGGCCAUAAAGCACCAACUGAGCAGAGGUCCUUGUGCAUGCAUCACAUACAGGGGCACAUCUGUCUCCCUGAUGCCCACAUAUGUUCACUGUGGAAUUUAAAAGCCAUAUUCUAUCAUUGGGCUCCUGGCUGGCGCUUUGCUUCGAACUGGUGCCUUCUCUGUAUGAGGGGGAAGAGGGGGACGGGGAGACUGCAGAGUGAGAAGGCAAAGGCUUCCCCUUGAAAUCUAGUGGAAGCAGGGCAAGGGAGCUGCAGAAGCGUGACCAAGUCUCUUUGGGACUAUUGGGGAAACCUCUGCUGGAAUGGGAUCUCAGACUCCUGGCUCAUACCCUGAUGGUGAAGGCCAAAGGAAUAACUUGCCGGUACAGAAUCCUGAAUUCCCACUCUUCCCCCUGUGAAUCCCGGCUUUAAUGAGUAAGCUCCAUGUUGUGUUUCCCACAAAGGUCAAAGCUGUCCUUUCAUUCCACUCCUGAAACUCAGCAUUUCAGGAAAAUACAAUCUCUGCUUUCUCUUUCUUCCUUUUUGCAUUUCCAAGGCCUGCUAAACAUUCCCUGUUGAGUUUUCCACAUUUCAGUAUGGGCAGAUGGGGUGGAGGUGUGCAACCAGCAAUGUGUCUUACUUAAACACAUUGCUUAUUCUUCCUGCGUUGAAAGGACUAUGCAAAACAACAAUGCAUGUUGGCAGGAAGCAAGAGCCCACAUUUUAACAGCUGCCCAAGCUUGUGCUGCUAUGUUUGCUGCUUUGUGGCAAUGGAGCUGAGUGUGCUUUCCUGAGUCUCUCCUCUGCCUCAUUUCCCUGCAAAGCUGCUUUAAAAUCAUCUGCCUUCCUUCUUCCCCCAAACCCAAAGGCAUAUUACUGAAGCCUUACUGGUGUGUUAACUGGUCCACCGUACUUGUUUCAAUAGGAGAAUCCACCCCUUGUGAAUGUGCAAGAGAUUUUAAGUGUACCUCACUCUUUUCCCAAGAGGUAGGAGAAACACCCUUUUUAAAAAGAACAAAUCAGAUCAGAUUCCCUCGUUUUAGCCAGAAGCUAAUCUGCAGAAUUCUGUUCCACUUUAAUAAACCUGUAAUUUAUUUUGAAA